This is a messenger RNA of Paramecium pentaurelia, 1150 nucleotides long. The record is from the annotation of a GenBank genome assembly. NCBI's taxonomy places the organism in Eukaryota, Ciliophora, Oligohymenophorea, Peniculida, Parameciidae.
UAAUGAAGGUCAUCAUCAUCAUAUCACUAUUGUUAACUUUCAGUAUGGCAGCUCAUUUCGAUAAAAAAACAAUUCAUAAGCAUAUUGAAGACUUACACAAAUCUAAAUGGGGAAAAACUUUGUUAUCUAUGAUGGCAUUGCAUUCAUAAUCAUAAGGACCAGUUGAUGAAUUAGUCUAGGCUAUUGAAGACUUAGUUGCUGAUUUACAAGAAGAAUUAGAUGUUUUAGAAUUUAAUUUUGGAUAAAGAACCAACGAACAUCAUAAAAUUGUGACUACAUUAGAAUAAGAAAUUAAUUAGGCUGUUCUUGAUUAUUAAAGAACUUAAGAUACUCUUGAAAACUUACUCUAUCCAAGAAGAGAAAAUCUUAAAAAUAAAAUUGAACAAAUUUAAGAGUAUUAAGAGGCUAAUAGGUAUAAAUAUUAAAUUACAUUUAUUUAGAAAGACAUUGGCUGAAGCUUAAUUAAAGAGAGAAAAUGAAAAAGAAGAAUUUGAAGCUCAACUUGCAGAUUUUAAUUCAGCUAUUGAAUCAACAGAUUAAGCAUUAGAAUUGCUUUACAGUUUAAGAAACUAAUCUCUUGGAUAAGUUACAUCAUCAAAUAUUAGAAAAAUUCAUGUUCAAUUAAAUAUGAUUGAAUAAAGAAUAAGAGCUCAUAGCAAACAUGGACCAUUAAUAAAAGCUUUAAUUUAAUUAGCAAAUGAAUAAAAUUUCUCAAAUUAAGAUAUUGUUGGAACUAUCUUAGAUAAAUUGAAUGAAUUUAGAAAUGCUGUUGUAGAUGCAAUUAAUGAUGCCACAGCAUUAGAAGCUGAAAAUUAAUAAGAAUUUGAGGAAAGAGUAGAAUAAUUAGAUCAUGAAUUUUCUGAAUUUGGUAAAUAAAUUAGUAAAAUCACAGUUGAUUUAGAAGCUACAAUAAGUAUAUUAUAUAUCUUAUUAUAAUUAGCUAAAAUUAAUGAAUUAACUGAAUACUCUGCUUAAAGAGAUGCAGAUAGAUAAAGAUUCUAAUCCCAAUUAAAUAUUGAAAAUGAUAGCUACGCUGAAGAAACUAAAAUAUAUUAAGAUAUGAAAAAUGAAUAUAUUAGAGAAUAAGAAGUUGCUGAAUCAGCUGAAAAAGUUGUUAAAAGUGCUGAUUUUUCAAAUAUUAAGAUAUGAU